Molecule: messenger RNA, 1704 nt
Organism: Annulohypoxylon truncatum
Lineage: Eukaryota; Fungi; Ascomycota; Sordariomycetes; Xylariales; Hypoxylaceae
Exons: 4
Coding region: 184-1572 (462 amino acids)
Source: RefSeq, a predicted model, not a curated record
CGAGAUAUGAGACAUCGGCGUAGAUUGAGAUAUAUUCCAACGAUUAACUCCCAUAUACUCAGCAUUUAAUUGAGCCUACCUACACUAUCUAUACAAGGUGAUCAACCACCAGCCGGCGCGCAAUCACCCACAGGUAGAUUUCAGGGCUGAGCAUCUCAAGGAAGAGUAGAAUUCACCUUGACUAUGCGGGGUCCCGUGUUACUUCUCACUUACCUCGUCAACAGCGCGGCCGUGCUCUCCACGGUAUGCGCAUAUGUCGGAACAGCGCCGGGGAAAAUUCCACAAUUCCAAACCCUCCCUUCCUUACGGGAGCAAGCAGAACUAGUAGACGGAUGGACAGAGGAACGCAAAGCGCUUAUCCCAGGACUGCUGCGUAAAUAUGGCAUCGACGCCUGGCUGAUGAGCCAGCGAGAGUACGCCGAAGACACCGUCUUCUGGGCGCUCAAAGAAGCCACGCAGUUCUCCGCGCGACGGCGCACCACGCACCUAUUCCUCGCGGACCCGGUCGGCGGCGCGCCGACAAGCUACUCGUGGAUCGAGAACACGGACGCCGUGUGGACGGACCUGCGGAAGAUCCUGGCGGCGCAGCAGCCGCGAUCCAUCGCGCUCAACACGCACCCGGAGAUCGCGUUCGCCGGGGGCUUGCACGCGGGCGAGUUGGACGCCGUGGUGAAGGGGAUCGGGGAGGAGUGGAAGGAUAAGUUCGUGCUGGAGCCUAUGCUAGGCGUUGAGGUUAUCGCGACGAUGGUGAAGGGGAGGCUGCCGUGGUACCGCAAGAUGAUGGAGACGGCGUGGGCUAUUAUCGAGGAGGGUUUUAGCGAGAAGGUCAUCGUGCCUGGGAAAUCCACGAGUUGGGAUAUCGAAUGGUGGAUGCGAGAAAGGAUUCAGUCUCUAAAUUACACCACCUGGUUCCAACCCAGCGUAUUUAUCCUGACUGGGUCGGGAUUCCCAGCCGCUGAUGACGCUUCUACUAUGGAUGACCCCUCUGCUAUGGAUGACCCUCGCGCGCCGGACCGACCGAUCGCGUACGGGGACUUGAUUCACACGGAUUUUGGCGUAUCGGCUCUCAGCUUGAACACAGAUACGCAGCAUAUAGGAUACGUGCUUUACCCAGGAGAGACGGAGGCCGAUGUGCCGAAGGGCUUCGUCGAUGGCCUCAAGAAGGUCAAUAGGUUGCAGGAUAUCGUGAAGGAUAAUAUGAAGAUCGGGAUGACAGGUAACGAAAUCUUGAAGGCGGCUCUAGAGCAGGCGCACAGUGAAGGUAUCGAGGGUAAGAUCUACUGCCAUGCCACUGGAGAAUGGGGACAUUCGGCAGGAACUGUAAUUGGCAUGACCAACCUUCAGGACAAGGUUCCGGUGCUUGGAGAUCUCCCGCUGCUGAAGAAUACAUUUUACAGCAUUGAGCUUUUUGCAGAACAUUUCGUCCCUGAGAGGAAUAGGACCAUAGUCUUCCCCCAAGAAGAAGACGUGUACUGGGAUGACGCAAAGAACAGUUGGGAAUGGGUCUACGGACGACAAGAGCAACUCUUGCUAAUCAGGACACCUGCUGAAGAUACGUUGACAGAGCUUUGAAGUAACCAAGACUCUUGCAUAUACAUCACCCUAUUCUUAACUAGACAAACUUUGGUAUUUACAUGUUCUACAAAAGGGUACCGUGCAUUACAUAAUACGGUAUUCAUAUAGGUCCGGUGAGCAUACUUAUUU